UCACAUAGUCAAAGGAUAGAUUUUUGGAAAUGUUUUGAAUGGCUUGUGAUGUGUUAUUAUUAAUUUAAUACUACAUUGUCAAUGUAUAUUUUCUACUUCAAUCUAAAAUUUCUAUUUUGAGUUUAUCCUAUUUCUCAAAUUUUUAAAGGUUAGUUAAAGAUUGUAUGCACAAGUAUCCACGAAUCGCGUGCACGUCGUCAAGUGCCUACGUCUUCAAAUGUGAAGUUACAAGAAGCUGUUAAAGAUGGUCUUUUGCUGUUUAACGUAAGGAUCAUUUCAUCUCGUGUUGUGCACAUUUGUAGAUGAAACACGCCUGCACUAUCGCAACACUCAUGGCCACUAUAAAUACAAUAUUUUUUGUCACUCUUAUAGAAGCUUUAUUUCUUAUUUUUGCUUUACCUUUUGCAAUAAUAUAUUGGAGGAAACUAUAUGCAAAGAAACGAGCCGAGCGAACUCAGAAUGGAACAGUAGUUGCCUUUUUCCAUCCUUAUUGCAAUGCUGGGGGUGGUGGAGAACGAGUACUUUGGGCUGCUAUUAAUGCCAUACAAACAAAAUAUGCCAAUGUACAUAUAGCAGUAUAUACUGGAGAUCUUGAGGCUGAUCCUGAACAGAUACUCAAAAGAGCAGAAAAAGCAUUUAAUAUCAAAUUAAAACCAAAUAUACAAUUUGUAUACUUACAUCGGCGUAAAUGGGUAGAAGCUGAUAUGUAUCCUUAUUUCACACUUUUGGGUCAGAGUUUGGGCUCUGUAUGGCUAGGUUUUGAAGCAUUGGAUAGUUUACAGCCAGAUAUUUAUAUUGAUACAAUGGGAUAUGCGUUCACGUAUCCAUUGUUCAAGUAUAUUGGUGGGUGCAAAGUUGGAUCUUACACACAUUAUCCAACGAUUUCAACUGAUAUGUUGAAACAUGUAUACCGUCGAGUCGUUUCACAUAAUAAUCGCCGUAUUAUUGCAAGAAAUCCUUUCUUAUCUGCAGGAAAGAUUUUUUACUAUAAAUUGUUUGCACUUUUAUAUGGAUGGACUGGUAGAUGUGCUGACACAGUAAUGGUUAAUUCUUCAUGGACAGAAGACCAUAUAAAUUCAAUAUGGAAAUGUCCAUUACGUACUCAUAGAAUUUAUCCACCAUGCGACGUGGAGCAUCUGACAAAGUUACCAUUGCUUAAGGAUGAAGACAAAAGGGACUCUAUACGGAUAGUUUCGGUAGGACAGUUUAGACCCGAAAAAGGACAUCCCCUAAUGUUGAGAGCAAUGUACAAUCUUCGAUCUAUAGUCAAAGAGGAAGUCUGGGAAAAAAUACGCCUGGUUUUGAUCGGUUCUUGUCGUAAUGCUGAGGAUGAAGGGCGUGUAAAGGACAUGCAAGAUUUGGCUAAGCAUUUGGCACUCGAUGAAAAUGUCGAAUUUAAACUUAACAUUCCUUACCCCGAACUCGUGUCUGAAUUACAACAAGGAACUAUAGGUCUACACGCAAUGUGGAAUGAACAUUUUGGUAUUGGUGUAGUAGAAUGUAUGGCUGCUGGACUUCUUAUGAUCGCGCACGCAUCUGGUGGACCAAGAGCUGAUAUUAUAGAAACUCAAACGAGUAGUCAAACUGGAUUUUUAGCAGAUGAAGCUGAGGAGUACGCCGAGGUGAUCAAGCACAUAAUAAAUAUGAAUCCUCAGGAUAAAAAUACAAUCAGGAAUGCUGCUAGAGCGUCUGUGAAUCGGUUUUCUGGAGCACAGUUCGAAAAGGAGUUUCUGCGAGCUAUUGAGCCAUUCUUCAGGCAAAAACAAGAGUGAUUCAUGAUCACUUGUAUUUUCUUUUGAAGUGUGAAGCGUGUAGGUAUGUGCGAAUAUGAAAAAAUGUGUUAAUUUUAUUAUUGAUCAUUUUCGAGACACGUUGUGAAGUAAUACGAUUUAGACUAGAUCAAUUUUUAACGUGUGAUUAUAGAACUGUACCAUAGAAACUAUUGUCUCUAACUGUAAGUUUGAGCUAAUACAAAAAAGCAUCUCACGUUGAUAUGACAAUGUAUGUGCAGUGCAACAGCCUACAAAGACAACUGCAAUUCUGAAUAGUUGAAUGUAUAAUAUGUGAUAGCCAAUAAAAAAUGUUACAAAACU
This is a messenger RNA of Cephus cinctus (wheat stem sawfly), 2093 nucleotides long. It is a transcript of the gene Alg11, whose product is annotated as GDP-Man:Man(3)GlcNAc(2)-PP-Dol alpha-1,2-mannosyltransferase. Bases 303 to 1772 code for a protein of 489 amino acids. The record is from RefSeq and is a predicted model, not a curated record. NCBI's taxonomy places the organism in Eukaryota, Metazoa, Arthropoda, Insecta, Hymenoptera, Cephidae. The transcript is spliced from 8 exons. Gene Ontology annotation, biological process: protein N-linked glycosylation. Gene Ontology annotation, cellular component: endoplasmic reticulum membrane. Gene Ontology annotation, molecular function: GDP-Man:Man(3)GlcNAc(2)-PP-Dol alpha-1,2-mannosyltransferase activity.